Postia placenta MAD-698-R-SB12 is the source of this 1410-nucleotide messenger RNA. RefSeq lists its product as hypothetical. Gene Ontology annotation, cellular component: membrane. The record is from RefSeq and is a predicted model, not a curated record. Gene Ontology annotation, molecular function: carbohydrate:proton symporter activity. Lineage: Eukaryota; Fungi; Basidiomycota; Agaricomycetes; Polyporales; Adustoporiaceae. The transcript is spliced from 13 exons. The coding region runs from base 1 to 1410 and encodes 469 amino acids. Gene Ontology annotation, biological process: transmembrane transport; carbohydrate transport.
AUGAUCAGGCUCUAUCUUAUCGUCUUCGUCGCGUACCUAUGUUCGGCGACGAAUGGUUUCGAUUCGAAUACCUUCGGUGGCGCCUCCGCGAUGACCAGUUUCCAAACCUAUUUCUCCGUCCACGGCGGUUCGAAGCAGGGCCUGCUCGCCGCUUCCUACGUUAUUGGCAAUAUGGUGGGAUCGCUUGGUGCUGGGCAAAUCUCCGACAAAUGGGGUCGCCGAUACGGCAUGGGCAUUGGGUCCUUCAUUUGCCUCGUUGGUGCGAUCUUCCAAGCGGCGGCCCAAAGUGUCGACUACCUCAUUGCUGGUCGUGUCGUGCUGGGCCUGGGUGCGGUCAUUGCACAGACAGCCGGCCCGGCAUAUGUGGUGGAGAUGUCGCAUCCAGCAUACCGCGGUGUAAUGACUGGCGCCUACCAAGCAAACUUCUUCCUCGGGACGAUCAUCUCAACAUGGAUUGAGUUUGGGCUGUCAUAUGUUCCCGGCAACCCGGACAUCCAAUGGCGACUGCCCAUGGGCCUACAAGCCCUGCCAUCCGUGCUAGUGUUGUCGUUUAUCUGGUUCAUCCCUGAGACGCCGCGCUGGUACAUGGGCCAAGGAAAUGACGAAAAAGCACGCGAAGUGCUGGCACGAUAUCAUAGCGACGGCGACGUCGACAGCCAUAUCGUGCAGCUACAGAUGAGGGAGAUGAAGGAGGUCAUCGAGGUGGAGAGCGGAACGGACAAGCGGUGGUGGGAUAUCCGUGGUCUUAUCCGCACCCGAUCCGACCGCCACCGCUUCUUCUUGGUGACCUGCAUUGCCUUCUUCGGGCAGUGGGACCUCCCUCCUACCAGCUACUACUUCCCACUCAUGGUAGAAGCUGCCGGAGUGACCAACGAACAUAUGGUCCUCAUGCUGAAUGCUCUUCAGACACCGAUCAUGAUGAUCUCCGCACUCUCUGGCCUGCGUUUCAUAGAGAAAUGGGGUAGACGACCAACAUUGAUGUUAAGUUCCACCGGUAUGGCAAUAUCUGUUAUCGUUAUUACCGUAUGCACCGCACUGACCCCUACACAUACGAGUGCGGGGUCAGUUGGCAUCGCCUUCCUUUACAUCUUCCUGGUCGUCUUCUCGUUCGUGUGGACCCCAAUGCAAUCCCUCUACCCCGUGGAGGUCUUGUCAUACAAUAACCGUGCGAAAGGCCUGGCGGUGAUGAAUCUCUUCGUCAAUGCUUGUGGUCUCUUCAACACAUAUCUUCCACCCGUUGCUAUCGCCAACGUUGGAUGGAGGUUCUAUCUGUUCUACGCAUGCUGGGACGCGCUAGGCAUUGUUGUAAUUUACUUUACAUUCGUGGAGACUAAAGGACGGAAUCUCGAGGAGAUCGACGGAAUCUUCCAAUCCGACCAUCCUGUCAAGACAUCGCUCUCGAAGGAGUAA